Molecule: messenger RNA, 513 nt
Organism: Saccostrea echinata
Lineage: Eukaryota; Metazoa; Mollusca; Bivalvia; Ostreida; Ostreidae
Exons: 3
Coding region: 1-513 (170 amino acids)
Source: RefSeq, a predicted model, not a curated record
AUGGCUGAGAUCAGGGGCCUCUUCGACUCCGCAUCGAAGAAGAAACCACUCAGGAUGCCUGACGGAAUUCAGGCAGUGAAGCGUGUUUGGAGGAACAUGAGGGAUGACCUCAAAAGAAAAAGAGAUGGGAAGAUAGAGCAGCAUCGUCGCAAAAAUAAAGAGGCCAAACGCAAAAGAGAUAAGUUGAAGAGCAGACUGGUCCAGGUCGAAAGGGAUACAUAUUUCACGAAGGAGGAGAAGAGGUCAAUCAGGAAGGCAUUCACGGUCGAGUCGAUGUCUCCGGAAGUAACAGAUGACGAGGACGAAACAAGGAGGGUGUCUAUUCCAUUUCAGUGGGAGUCGUCCAAGAUGACGGAAAUCAAGAGGGAAAUGGACAAAGACUACCGUAAAGCCUUGACAGCCCAGUCACGCAGACAGAAGGCUUCCGUCAACAGGAGCUCUACUCAAGUAAUGAGAACAUCUCCUCCCAAGGAUAUUCCUAGCUGGGCUGUGUCCUCCACCUAUCAGGGCUGA